Monomorium pharaonis (pharaoh ant) is the source of this 2748-nucleotide messenger RNA. RefSeq lists its product as uncharacterized. The record is from RefSeq and is a predicted model, not a curated record. The transcript has a single exon. The coding region runs from base 1 to 2748 and encodes 915 amino acids. Gene Ontology annotation, biological process: DNA integration. NCBI's taxonomy places the organism in Eukaryota, Metazoa, Arthropoda, Insecta, Hymenoptera, Formicidae. Gene Ontology annotation, molecular function: nucleic acid binding.
AUGGCAUCCAAAGAUGCCCCUAAAACUGCUUUUUCGACCCCAUACGGUCAUUACCAAUUCAAGAGAAUGCCAUUCGGAUUAAAAAACGCUCCCGCAACUUUCCAGCGCUUAAUGGACAACGUUCUCUCUGGCCUACAGGGGAACGAACUCUUCGUUUAUAUGGACGAUAUCGUUAUCUACGCAAAAUCUUUACGAGAACACGAAAUUAAAUUCACCCGCUUAAUGCAACGUUUAAGAAACGCGAAUUUGAAACUCCAGCCAGAUAAAUGCGAAUUCUUACGACACGAAGUAGCCUAUCUUGGACACAUAAUUGGAUCGAACGGCGUAAGGCCGGAUCCCGGAAAAAUCAACUCAAUAAUGAAUUUCCCUACUCCCAAAACUCCUAAGAACAUUAAACAAUUUUUAGGCCUUGCUGGCUACUACAGACGCUUCAUUCCAAAUUUUUCUAAAACCGCAAAACCUCUCACAGACUUAUUAAAGAAAAACAGCACCUUUUCGUGGCAAGUAAAACAAAUAGACUCAUUCAACACUCUUAAAUUAGCAUUGUGCUCUAAUCCAAUACUCCAAUACCCCGAUUUCACUAAGCCUUUUAUUCUCACGACCGAUGCAUCCGGAUAUGCUAUCGGAGGAGUUUUAAGUCAAGGUCCCGUCGGACAAGACUUACCCAUUUCCUAUACUUCGCGAAUUCUAAAUGCUGCAGAAAAGAACUACUCUACAAUUGAAAAAGAAUGUCUAGCCAUAGUAUACUGUAUUAAUCAUUUCAGACCUUACUUGUACGGAAAACGCUUUACAAUUAUUACCGACCAUAAACCUCUCGUUUGGCUAAACUCGAUUAAAGAUCCGUCUUCUCGCUUAUGGAAGUGGCGCAACAAAUUAUCCGAAUACGAUUUUGAAAUUAAAUAUAAAAAAGGAACUUUAAAUAAUAACGCAGAUGCCCUGUCGCGAAACCCACCUGAGAAUCAUGUUUUCCCAUUAAUAAACGCGGAUCAAGACGAUUCUUCUGAUGAAUCCUUAUUCUUUUCUAGUAAUAAAAACCGAACCUUACCACAGACCCCACCGCAAAAUACUGAUAAUGAAAAUCGCAAUUCAAUAGAAACUCACGACGAUUACGUAGACAUGAAUGCAUCACAAAAUUCUAAUCACGAAAAUUUAGAGGAAAUCUCCGAUUACACCGAAAGUGAUACAGAUAACGACGAAGAAUAUUACGACGAACUACUUACUCCUAUAUCAACCCCUCAUGAACAAAUUCCGCUUCUUCCUCUCGCACUCCAAGAACCAACAAUCGAUAAAACUCGUGAAAACUUACUUAGCCGAAAAGAUAACCAUGUUAUAUUCAUAUACCUAAACGGUACUCCUUUUGAUAACGGCGCGAAACAAUAUUCAGAAGCUAACUUACUACCGAACUACGAAAACUUAACUUACGAAAGAGCUAAUGUAAAGACCAUAAAAGGAAACACUGUAAUUUCACUCCCUAUAAAAUUUAAUAAUCGUACACUAUUAGAGCCACAAACCUUAAAAAAUUGUUUUCAAUCAUUAGUAGACGUAAUAACUGAAUUAGAGCUCAAAUCAAUAAGCGUUAGUAAAACCGAAUCUUUUGACGAUAUUCCAUGGUCUUACGUCCUUAAGCAAUUCAAAAUUUAUUUAACAGGAACUAACUGUCAAAUUACUAUUUGUGAAAAUUUAAUCCGAAAUCCUGAGCCUCACGAACGUGAAGCAUUGAUCUUAGAAAAUCACGCGUCCUCGCACGGUGGUCACAAGGGUGUGACAAAAACCUAUAAUCGGUUAAGACCACAUUAUUUUUGGAGCUCUAUGAAAAAGGAUAUUUCAGAUUUAAUUCGAAAAUGUAAGCAAUGUCAAAUUAAGAAGCUAACCAGAAUUAAAACUAAACAGCCCAUGAUAAUUACGGACACCCCCGGAACAGCUUUUGAUAAAGUUUCGCUUGAUAUAAUGGGACCAUUACCAGUCACCGUAAAAGGAAAUCAAUACAUUCUAACAAUGCAAGAUUUAUUAACGAAAUAUUCCGUAGCCGUGCCACUAAAUGACGCCACGUCGGUGUCUAUCGCUGACGCAUUUGCAAAGAAUUUUAUAUGCAUUUACGGUGCUCCGAAAGCCAUACUCACAGAUCAAGGAGCAAAUUUUUUAUCUUCCCUUAUGCGAUCUUUGACUAAGAAAUUCAAUAUUCAACAUUUUAAAACAACCGCCUAUUAUCCUCAGUCGAACGGUUCUUUAGAACGAUCGCAUCACGUACUAACCGAAUAUCUUAAAACGCAAAUUGACAAAGAAGAUAACUGGGACGACUAUAUUAACAUGGCUAUGUUUUCUUAUAAUACUAGUGUACACGAAGGUACAAAAUUUUCGCCAUACGAACUUAUAUUCGGCAAACUUGCUCGUUUACCCUCUAGCCAUCCUCCUUUAGAGUCCAAUAACGAAAAUACGUAUCACGAAUAUAUCACAGAUCUCGCGAAUAGAUUACACGAAACACGUGAAGAGGCUAGACAAAAUUUAAUUUCUGCUAAAGAAAGAAGCAAACGAUACUAUGACAGACACAUAAAUCCUCGACAUUUUGAGGAAGGCACAGAAGUAUUUCUAUUGAAAGAACCAAGUAAAGGAAAAUUCUCUGAUCAAUAUGUGGGACCUUACAAAGUAAUUGAAAAUCUCCCACCCUGCAACGUAAAAAUUCUAAUUGGCAAAAGACCACGCGUUGUGCAUAUCAAUAAAUUAAAGGUAGCACACGUGGAUCCAGGAUGA